CAGGUUUCGAGUGAGGUCUGACAGACUGCUCGAGCUCUUCAUCGAUGCGUUACGUACGUCCAAGUCGGCCGAUCGUGCCCGGUACUUCUGCACGAUGUCCAGAAAAUAUCUCAAUUGAUUGCAUUAUUGUGAUGCAGUCUCAGACUGUCUCGAGCAAAUACCGUUACUCUCGGGAAUCGUAGUGUCUUCCUCACAGCUGCUUGAGUAUCCAUAGCCCUAGCGCGGUUCUUGGCAGUCAAGUUCAAUGAGUGUAAGGGCCCAAUCAAGAUGGGCUGCCGCCAACAUAACAACGCGCGAGAUGAUCUGCCUCCGGAUCUGCACGCACGGCCCCACCCUGCAUCUCAAAUAGAUAUGGCCCGCGACGUUUCCCUCUUCGUGUCUUCUUUCACCUCCACCGGCCACUUUUUCGUUUUCUCGCUUUCGUUCUCGCGCUAGCCGCAGACGCUGCAGUCUCGUGUUUUUACUACUUACUUCUUAGCUACAGCCUUUCUCCACCCACCACCGCCUCUUCCCUCCCUCUCCCUUUUCUUUUCGUUCUCCCCCCUCCUCUCCCCUCCACCUUCGUUUCCGGCCAUGCAAUUCCGCCUCGUCUUGACGCUCCUCGCCGUGGCCGCAUCGUGCGCCGCGGUCCCGAUCCCGGAAGUCCGCGCCGUCUCGCCGUACGAGACGCGCUUCAUCGAACGCACGCCCAAGGGCCUCAACCGGCUGCGCAGGAGUGCUGCAGGGCUCGUUUCAAGGAUACCCGGUGUCGCGGCGGUCAGGCGGGAAGAAAAGGACGACAUAUUCCUUGCGAGGGCACUUGAGGACCCCAUAUUUGCCUCGGCGCAGGACUUUGUUGCGCGCCGAUAGGAGCUGCCGGUGUCGUGCUCAGUGCUCACCAUGACGAAUAACGACUGAACGAACACAGCUUUAUCUAAAACAGACACUGCAUACCUAUAUGUAUGUAUGUACGCAGCAGCAGGCGGUCCCGGGCGGUGGCCUCUCUCUCUCCCUCUCCCUCUCCUUCCGUAGCCUCGCGUUGCGGACUUUCGUCGGGGCGCUUCGUUGUCAACCACUUCGACUUGCCGCGCGCGGCCCGUGUUUACCGCAGUUGGACUUUAUAGCCAUGCCAUAGCAAGGGAGUCGAGCGGACCCUGCAUCUACCACCGGAACAGCGCUAUAAUGUGGUUGGUUAUUAUACAUACAGUAUCUACAUAUUUCGUAAUGCGGACAAUCAAUGGCAAGUGCAUACCCUCAAUACACCCUUGGAUGCGAGC
Mycena citricolor is the source of this 1256-nucleotide messenger RNA. The record is from the annotation of a GenBank genome assembly. Lineage: Eukaryota; Fungi; Basidiomycota; Agaricomycetes; Agaricales; Mycenaceae.